ACAUUACCAAUGAAGAAUAUGCUGCUUUCUACAAAUCACUCAGCAAUGACUGGGAGGACCAUUUGGCUGUUAAACAUUUUUCAGUCGAAGGACAGCUUGAAUUCCGUGCAAUUCUUUUUGUACCAAGACGUGCACCUUUUGAUUUGUUUGAAACCAAAAAGAAACGCAACAAUAUUAAACUUUACGUUAGACAUGUAUUCAUUAUGGAUGACUGUGAAGACUUAAUACCAGAAUAUCUUAGUUUUGUAAAGGGUAUUGUGGAUUCUGAAGAUUUGCCUCUUAACAUUUCCCGUGAAACACUUCAACAGAAUAAAAUUCUAAAGGUUAUUAAAAAAAAUAUUGUCAAAAAGUGUAUUGAAUUGUUUAAUGAAAUUGCUGAAGAUAAGGAAAACUUUGCCAAAUUUUAUGAAGCAUUUGCCAAAAACCUUAAACUUGGUGUUCAUGAGGAUUCACAAAACCGUGCUAAAUUAGCAGAAUUCCUUCGUUACUAUUCUACAAAAUCUGGUGAAGAAAUGACAUCAUUAAAGGAUUACAUUACAAGAAUGCCUGAAAAACAAAAAUCAAUAUAUUAUAUUACUGGUGAAAAUCGCCAAGCUGUAGAAAAUUCACCAUUUGUUGAAGUUCUCAAGAAGAGGGGAUAUGAAGUGUUGCUUAUGACUGACCCAAUUGAUGAAUAUACUGAGUUAUGUAAAUUAAUUAAAGAUAUACUUGGUGACAAAGUUGAAAAGGUGCUUGUGUCAAAUCGUAUUUCAGAAUCACCUUGUGUGCUUGUGACUGGACAGUAUGGUUGGUCUGCUAACUUUGAGCGUAUUAUGAAAGCACAAGCUCUUCGUGAUUCAAGCAUGUCAUCUUACAUGGCAUCAAAGAAAAUUAUGGAAAUCAAUCCAAACCAUCCAAUUGUUAAAUCACUCAAGGCAAAAGUAGAAACUGACAAGAAUGACAAGACAGUUAAAGAUCUUACAUGGCUGUUGUUUGAAACUUCACUUUUACAAUCAGGGUUUAGUUUGGAUGAACCAUCAUCAUUUGCCGGUAGAAUAUUCAAAAUGAUUAAACUUGGUCUUGAUAUUGGUGAUGAUACAGAGGCUGUGGAAGCUGAAGAAAUAAUUAAUCCUAUUGAUGAAGGUUCUGUUGAAACUUCUAUGGAAGAAGUAGAUUAA
Messenger RNA from Entrophospora candida, 1157 nucleotides. Lineage: Eukaryota; Fungi; Glomeromycota; Glomeromycetes; Entrophosporales; Entrophosporaceae. The record is from the annotation of a GenBank genome assembly.